Aureococcus anophagefferens is the source of this 3951-nucleotide messenger RNA. RefSeq lists its product as hypothetical. Bases 1 to 3951 code for a protein of 1316 amino acids. The transcript has 5 exons. The record is from RefSeq and is a predicted model, not a curated record. Gene Ontology annotation, biological process: signal transduction. NCBI's taxonomy places the organism in Eukaryota, Pelagophyceae, Pelagomonadales, Pelagomonadaceae. Gene Ontology annotation, molecular function: nucleic acid binding.
AUGGGCUCGGCGGCGUCGAGCGCCGUGGGCCCGAGCGGGUAUAGCCUGGACGACCUCCUCGCCCACCGCAGCGCGACGGGCGACCUGACGGCCCAGGCGCUCUGCGACCUGGCCCAGACCCACUUCGACGUGGCCUGGAGGCCGGAGGACCUCGCGAAACACAGGGUCGUCCAGGGCAAGGCGUCGCCCGCGCCGGGCGACGCGGUCGUCAUCGACGGCGACGGCUUCCGCGACUACGUCGGCAAGGCCUGCGUGCGCAAGGGCAACGCCGUGAGCUUCCCGGAGAAGCCCGGCGACAUCUACAGCCUCAUCUCCCCGCUCGAGGCGCGCCAGGGCUUCCCGCGCGCGCUCGCGGCGCUGAAAGCGAACCCGAAGCUGGCCGCGCAGCCCAUGCGCGGCCACGGCGCGGGCAGCUCCUGGCUGCCCCUCCACUGCGUUUUGCUCCUGGGGCCCAAGUUCCAGGGCUGGUGGUGGCCCUUGGCCGAGCCGCUCGUCGGCGCCUUGCUCCAGGCGCACCCGCGCGCGGCGCAGCAGCGCGUGCUCGAGGGCGUGCCCUUCCCCUUCGGCCACCUGCCCCUGGAGCUCGCCGUGACGCGCGGCUGGGACGCGCGCGUCGUCGCCAAGGUCCACGGCGCGUACCGCGCGGCCGCGUCGACGCUCGACCCCAUCCGGCUCCCCAAGGCCGCGCUCUCGAAAGCCGCGAAAGCGGAGAAGAAGACCGCGGGCAAGGGCGCCAAGCCGCCGCCCGCGUCUUCCGCGCCGGAGAUCGCGCUCCACGAGAUCAAGGGCGGCGGCACGGUCGCGACGCUCGCCGCGGCGGGCUGGAAGAAGGAGGACGCGCCGGAAUCCAUACGGGGCCUCCGGUGGUGCCGCAAGGCCGCGGAGUCGUGCAAGCCGCGCAUCAAGCUCGACGUGCUCCUCCUCCUCCCCAAGCCGGACAAGGACCUGGGCAACUGGAGCGACGGCCGCGAGAUCCGGCGGUCCUUCGAGGACAAGCUGAGCUCCAAGGCCUGCAAGGCCGCGAAGCACGCGUCGAAGCGCGCGAAGCGCGCGGAGAACUUCGCGAAAAAGGCCAUGGGCAAGGGCAAGAAGAUCGCCGACGACCCGAACAAGGCCAAGGCCGCCGUCGCCGAGCUCCUCGAGGCCGCGGCGCUCUACGCGUCCAUCGUCGAGACGCUCGUCGCCGCGCACGAGGGCUUCGUCGUCCUCGACGACUCCAAGCUCGCCGCGGCGAAGACGGAGUACGGCGGCAAGCGCACCGCGGCGCUCGAGCGCGCGGACACGAUCGAUCUCCUGCCGCUGAACCCGACGGCGCCGGGCCAGCUGGCGCGCGCGUGGUACGACGCGAUGCACGCGGGCGGCCACGCGCCGCCCGAGGCGCCCAACGCGGCCGCGCCGCCGGAGACCGACGCGCCCGCGUCGAGCGCCAAGGGCGGGGCCGAGCCGAAGAAGGACUGGGCGAGCCCCAGCGGGCUGCCCGCGCCGGCGCACGGCGGCGCCAUGGGCCCCAAGCAGGAGAAGAAAAAACGCGCGUCCUACUUUGGCGGGUCGGGCAAGAAGGCGGCGCUCCUGCCGGCCCUCGAGGAGCGCGUCCUCGUGUCCCUCGCCCUCGUCUACGACUUCCUCAACGCCCGCGUGAAGUCGUCGCCCUGGCUCUACCGCGACGGCGGGUCGAAGAAGGCGCAGAUGGCCGUCGCCGUCGCCAUCCGCGAGGGCACCAUCGGCGCCCAGCUCGCCGGCGGCAAGCUCGACCUCGACGGCGACGUGCCCGCGGUCUGCGCGGCCGUCAAGCAGACGCUCGCAAACCACGCGCCGAUCACGGGCUACGGCCACUACGGCGCCUUCCUCGACGCCGGCGGGAGCGCCGACGCGCUCCGCGCCGCCUGCGGGUCCACGCUCGCGCCCGUCAUGGCGCGCGCGCUCCACGAGCUCUGCGGCCACCUCCUCGCGGUCUCGGCCGCGGGACCCGCGACGCAGCUCGCGACGGGCCAGCUCGCGCACGUCUUCGCGCCGCUGCUGCUGCGCGCGUCCGAGGACAAGGGCGCGUCGCCGCGGGCCGACGAGGCGCGGGCGCGCACCUGCGCGGCGUCGAUCUUGGCGCUGCCCUGGACCGCGCCGGCGUCGCGGGAAACGAACGUCGAGCGGUCCAAGUCGUGGACCGCGGACCGGCCGAGCCUCGACGGCGCCGCGCCGGUCUUCGCCGGCGCGCCCGAGCUCCCGAGCUCGGCGACGGCGCCGGCCCUGUCCCUCGGCGCCGCCGCGCGCGUCGCGGCCGCCGCGCGGCGCCGGUCGUCGUCGGGAGGGUCCUCGGGCUCUUUGGGCCUCCGGUCGCUCAAGGUGAGCUGGGCGGGCGCCGAGGACGGGCCAAACGACGAGGACGCGCUCCGGAACGCCUUCGCCUUCGCCGGCGCCGUCCACAAGGCGGGCAUCUCGCUGAAGAAGCACUCGGGUUUGGUGCUCUUCAAGGACGAGCAGGCCUGCGCGCGCGCGGCCGCGGAGUACGACGGCCCCUGGGUCGCGCGCCGCGUCGCGGACCCCGUGCUCCUCCUCCAGGACGCGCCGCCCGACGAGCCGCCGCCGCCGCCGCCCGCGGAGCGGCCGCUGCCGCCGCCCGCGGAGCGCCGGUUGUCGCAGACGCUGCCCGCGCCGUCGUCCGCGGCCGCCGCGCCCACGAAAAAGGUGCUCGACGUCCAGGCGCGGACCCUCAAGGUGACCUGGCCGUCCUUCGCGCCGCGGCCCAAGGACGAGGACCUCCAGUUCGUCUUCAAGAAGUUCGGCCCCCUCAUCCAGUGCGGCGUGGGACUGAAGAAGCGGUCCGCGCUCGUACUCUUCGCGAAAGCGCCCGACGCCGCGGACGCGGAGCUCCUCUACCGGGGCCCCUGGAGCGUGACGCGCCUCCUCGCCGCCGAGGCCCCCGCCGCCGCCGCGAGCGACGGCGAGGCGCCGCCCGCGCGCCGCCGGUCCAUCUCCGCGCUCGCGGCGCCCGGCGGCCCGGAGCGGACGCUCAAGGUCAAGUGGAACGGCGACGUCGAGAGGCCGAGCGAGGACAUGCUGCGCACGGUCUUCGGCCACUACGGCGCCGUGCUCAAGUGCGGCAUCGGCAAGCGGUCCGCGGCCCUCGUCCAGUUCGCCGACGCGGACGCGGCCGCCGCCGCGGAGCGCGGCUACGCCGGGCCUUGGCGCGUCGCGCGGCUCUCGGGCUCCGGCGACGGCUCGGAGCCGGGCACGACGGACGACGACCGCACCGACGACGCGCCGCCGCCGCCGCCGACGGCCGCCGAGGUCCGCCGGCGGUCGCUCGCGGCGCAGACCCUCGGCGACGAGAUCCGCGCGACGAUCAAGGAGCUCGUCGGCGGCGGCGCGGCCCCCCGGCUCCUCGCGGCCGCGCCGCCGCUCGCGGCCGCGGCGCCGCCCGGCGCGCCGGGGGCCGCCGGGGGCUCGCCGCCGCGGGGAGCGCCCGAGGCGACGGCGCGCGCGGCGCGCGACGAGUUCGCGGCGCUCAUGGAGUCGCAGACGCGCAUCGCCGCGUGGAAAUCAACCACUGGGUGGCGCAUCGCGCGGAAGCUCGAGGCGGACCUGGGGCGGCUCCGCCACGACCUCGACGACAUCCGCGGCGAUGACGGCGGCCACCUCGCCUACCCCGCGCUCCUCGGCGACGCGCCCCGGCCGCGCCACACGUGGCACGGCGACAUCGUCCGCCGGCCGCCGCCAAAGACGUACUACGAGCGCGGCGCGGCCUUCUCGGACUGGAAGCCCGCGGCCGGGCCCCGCCUCGGCCGGGGCGCCUACGGCGGCGCCUACGGCGGCGCGCCGGCGCGCCGCGCCUACGUCAGCGUCGGCCCCGAGUUCAACCCGACGAGCCCCGCGCUCCGGGAGUGGUGGGGCAACAUCACGAGCGCGGACCGGCCCGUCGUCCUCAACAUCUCCACGUCGGACCGGCCCGUCUACUGA